Messenger RNA from Syzygium oleosum, 3488 nucleotides. RefSeq names its product leucine-rich repeat receptor protein kinase HPCA1-like. NCBI's taxonomy places the organism in Eukaryota, Viridiplantae, Streptophyta, Magnoliopsida, Myrtales, Myrtaceae. Gene Ontology annotation, biological process: protein phosphorylation. The record is from RefSeq and is a predicted model, not a curated record. Gene Ontology annotation, molecular function: ATP binding; protein kinase activity; protein binding. The coding region runs from base 236 to 3199 and encodes 987 amino acids. The transcript has 19 exons.
AGAGAAAAAAAUCCGAAGCUUGUCCCAUAGCUUCCUCCCUCCUUUCUGGUUGACUUUGAACAAGAUAUUUUUUGACACAGUAUUCAACAAACCCCGCCACUUCAUUGUUCACGCACCCAGAUUGUCCUAAAAAGUAGAAUCUUCUUCGAGUGUGUUCUAAACUGAUAGGCCUAACGCAGUCUUGAACCAGCCUUGCUACCUGUUUUGAUAUUGGGUCAGAACGAUAUGUAUUAAGAUGGUUUUGAAUGAGAAGAUGCAGAGUUUUCAAUUGGGAAAAGGAACGAGAGGUGGCAGAGACAUGGCGAGCAAGAACCUCCGGUUGCUGUUGUUUCUGGUUCUCCUCUGUUCUUGGAUUCAUUUGAUUUGCUCUACUACAAACACGGAUGACCUAACCGUUCUUUCAGCCCUGAAAGCCCAGUGGCAGAGCACACCACCCAAUUGGGGCAAGUCCAAUGAUCCUUGUGGACUGCCUUGGGAUGGAGUCACCUGCGACAAUGAUUCAAGAGUGACCGGAUUAAAGUUAUCUGGCAUGAAUAUCAAAGGGCAGCUGCACAGCGAAAUAGUGGGGCUCACGGAACUCACUUCUUUGGAUCUUUCCUUAAACAAGGGUCUCAAUGGAUCGAUCCCUCCACAGUUGGGAAGUCUACAGAACUUGACUAUCUUAAUUUUAGCUGGAUCUAGCUUCAGUGGUAGCAUUCCUGAUGAACUGAGCAACCUUACAGAGCUGACUUUCUUGGCACUAAAUAACAACAGUUUUAGCGGUAAUAUACCUGCUUCUUUGGGUAAACUCUCUAAACUCUACUGGUUUGAUGUGUCGGAAAAUCAGUUAAUUGGAUCACUACCAGUUUCGACGGGCACCACCCCAGGGUUGGACCUUUUGUUGAAGUGUAAUCACUUCCACUUCAGCAUGAACCAACUGUCCGGCACCAUACCAGAUAAACUGUUCAGUUCAAACAUGUCUCUGAAACACAUAUUAUUUGAUCAUAACCAAUUUAUUGGUUCUAUGCCAUCCACAGUAGGCGUUGUUCAUACGCUCGAGGUUCUCCGACUCGAUAGGAACUCCUUUUCUGGAAGCGUCCCUCCAACUCUCAACAACCUUACACAACUCAGUGAACUGAAUUUAGCAUAUAAUGGGUUGAACGGUUCUUUGCCAAACUUAACGGGGAUGAAUUUUCUCAGUUACAUUGACCUCAGCAACAACUCUUUUACGGCUUCGGCAGCUCCAGAUUGGUUCUCAACUUUAUCAUCUCUCAACACUCUAAUCAUACAAUAUGGACCGCUUCAAGGGACAGUACCACCAAACCUCUUUGGCCUUCCCCAGCUGGAGCAUGUUGAUAUGAGAAAUAAUGCUUUCAACGGAACGCUGAACAUGGGUACCAGUGUCAGUCCCAAUUUGCAGCUCGUUAAUUUGGAAGAUAACCAGAUUGAAGCGCUGACGACCAGUCCCUACAACAAUUCAUUAGUACUAAUGGGAAACCCGGCAUGUACUAAUGCCCCUGUUCUCUCAACCUGGGGGUACUGCGGCAUUAAGCCGCCACAAGCUUAUUCUACCCUAAUAGACUGCAGAGGUGCAUUGUGUCCCUCAGAUCGGAAGCUUAACCCUGGAAGCUGCAAGUGCGCACUUCCGUACGAAGGAAAAUUGACAUUUAAAGCUCCAUCAUUUAGCGAUUUGUCCAAUGACACUCUGUUUCAAUUGUUGGAAGUAGACCUGUGGCAUGCAGUGAACCUAACUGAAAAUUCAGUUUCUCUUCAAAAUAUCAUCUUUGAUAAUAGCAGCAGCAAUCUUAUAGUACCUGUGUCUUUCUUUCCAUCUGAUGGGACGUACUUCAGUAGGUCAGUCAUUGCAAGGAUCGGAUUCGUUUUGAGUAACCAUACUUUUCAGCAGCUCCCAGUUUUAGGCCCCUAUACCUUCAGCGCACUUCCUUACCCAUACCCAGCUGGCGGAAUACGCAUCAGCAUCGGCAUCAUGGUAGGGAUUGCCGUUGGAUGCUCAGUCCUGGUUCUUGGACUUGUGUGGUUAGCAAUAUACGCUAACAAACAGAAGAAAAGAGCACAAAGAGCAACGGAAUUGAGCAAACCAUUUGCAUCCUGGAUAUCGAGGGGAAGCGAUGGCGGAGGAGCACCACAGUUGAAGGGGGCAAGGUGGUUCUAUUUCGACGAAAUCCAGAAGUGCACCAAUGGUUUUUCUGAAAGUAAUGAGAUAGGCUCCGGGGGCUAUGGAAGGGUCUACAAAGGAAUGCUUCCCGAUGGCCAUAUCUUGGCAAUCAAGAGAGCUCAGCAGGGUUCAAUGCAGGGCGUGCACGAGUUCAAGACGGAAAUCGAGCUACUUUCGCGAGUUCAUCACAAGAAUCUCGUCGGCCUCGUCGGCUUCUGUUACGAACAAGGAGAGCAGAUGUUGGUCUAUGACUAUAUGCCUAAUGGGACACUUAGGGAGAGCUUGUCGGGGAAAACUGGCAUACAUCUUGAUUGGCAGAGGAGGCUGCGGAUCGCUCUCGGCUCGGCGAAAGGACUGGCAUAUCUGCACGAACUCGCUAAUCCCCCGAUAAUUCACAGAGACGUGAAGUCCACUAAUAUCUUGUUGGAUGAAAAUUUGGUGGCUAAAGUCGCAGACUUUGGCUUGUCUAAAAUGGUGGCGGACAGCGAGAAAGGACAUGUUUCAACACACGUCAAGGGCACAAUGGGCUAUUUGGAUCCAGAGUACUUCAUGACCCAGUUACUAACAGACAGGAGCGACGUCUACAGUUUCGGGGUCCUCAUGCUUGAACUGAUAACUGCGAAGCCACCGCUCAGCAAGGGCAAUUACAUUGUCCGCGAUGUCCGCAUGGCGAUGGACAAAAGCGAUCGAGACUACUACGGACUAAGGCAAGUCAUGGAUCCGUCCCUUCUCGACAUGGGGCAUCUCGAAGGGUUCACAUGGUUCGUGGAGUUAGCAAUGCGAUGCGUCGAGGAAUCAUCCAUCAACCGUCCCAGGAUGAAUGAAGUGGUGAAGGAAAUCGAGGCAAUCCUGCAAGCCGAUGCGAUAGCCAUAAGCACGACGUCUGCGUCCUCGUCGGCCACAGACUUUGGAGCGUCUCAUAAUGGUGCUCCUAGACAUCCUUUGUACACUGAUGUUUCAUCCCAUGGUAAGGAUGUUAGUUACAGCAAUUCGUUCGAUUACAGCGGCGGGUACGCGCUUUCGACGAAGAUCGAACCGAAGUAAAUGUCCAUCACACGAGUUGAUUAUUUGAUUCAUCAAAUUAGUACUGUAUUUAGCUCGAAUUUGUUCCAUUUUGAGGUGAAGUUCCUGUAUAUGAGGAUGGGAGAUUGUAUAGUAAUUUUGUGUCACGUGAUCCAUACCUGAGACAUCACUAAUAUCGGGGUACCUUUUUUGGUCCCUUGAUCAAAUUGAUGAUGCUACAUCAACAAUCUGUAUGAGUAUUGCAAUAGCAUAAAUAUGAUAUACAUUCUCAAGAAUCAUAAAUGGAAAUGAUCGGCGAUUCAAGAGGCUA